ACAGGUCAGCAAAGAGUCGGAAACGGUAGGGGUGGGUGAAGAAAUAGAAGUUCGGGGGCGGACAUCUCAAAGCUGGCAGAUAAUAGUAUUCUCACAACUCUGCUAAGCUCAUAACCCAAUCUCAUUUUCUCAGUUUCCAUUUGCUAUAAAUACGUUCUUCCCCCUCUUUUCUUCUAAUAUCUCUCCAAUUUUCCUCGGUCUCUCCGAUCACAUCUCCUUUACCAAAUGGAGUCCGCCGCUGUUCUCCGCUCCUUUCACCAUUCAGUUGGUAACACUUCCCAUAUGAGGUCAGUAAUCGAAAUUCCUGGUGUCAUUCCAAUGAAUAAUGUUGGCUUCUCCAAGCCUACUAAGUUCCCCCUUAAGGGAUCCUCAAAUGGUGCAAAGCUCGUGUCUUCUACUAACAAGCAUAGUAGUUUCAUACUGUCUUGUGCAAAGACAUCUGAAACAACUGUGACAGCAAAAUCUGAUGAUAGCCACCAAAAAGUGUCAACGGAGAAGAGUCCACUGCCAACAGCAACAUUUCCAAAGGGUUUUGAGGCUCUGAUUACUGAAGUGUGUGAUGACACAGAGGUUGCUGAGCUGAAACUUAAGAUCGGAGAUUUCGAACUGCACCUGAAGCGGGAUAUUGAAGCUCCAAUAGUGCCUGCACCUGUUGUUUCCACACCACCACCACCACCACCUAGCGCAAGUAAACCAUCUACUGCAUCAACAGCUGCUGCUCCUGCAACUUCCCCGGGAAAAUCUUCCUCAGAAAAGAUCAGCCCAUUCACAAACGUCGCUGCUGAGAAAUCAGCAAAAUUAGCUGCACUAGAGAUUACUGGAGCUAGUGGCUAUGUUCUUGUAUCAUGCCCGACGGUUGGUUCAUUCCGAAGGGCCAGGACAUUAAAGGGAAAGAAACAGCCACCUGCUUGUAAAGAGGGUGAUGUUAUCAAGGAGGGACAGAUUAUUGGCUUUUUGGAUCAGUUUGGGACAGAACUUCCUGUCAGAUCAGAUGCCGCCGGAGAAGUCUUGAAGAUCCUCUUUAAUGACGGUGAAGCUGUUGGUUACGGUGAUCCACUUAUUGCUGUCUUGCCAUCAUUUCGUGGUAUCUAACUGAAGUUGCUCACCUCUAGUAUUUGAAUUCUUGGAGAGCACUAAGGUUGCUGUUCUUUUCCUUGUAUUUUUGGUCAACUCUGUCAUUUUGGACUCUCCUAAUCCCAAUUGGAAAGCAAGUUUAGGUGGUAAUGUAAACUUCUUGUUACAGGUUAAUUCGGCUUUAGAAUAAUAAAAGAUUGUCUGAUACCAUGUGUUAAUGAAGGAUGAGUCGGUUUGCAAAUUACUGCCGAGUUUUAGGAUUGGUUGAUUAAAGCAACUCUGGAUAUUUUACCAUGGAACUCAAUAUGUUUUCUUUUUUCAUCUUACCUUAUCUAAGGUACUUCAACUUUUUACCGCU
Molecule: messenger RNA, 1432 nt
Organism: Nicotiana attenuata
Lineage: Eukaryota; Viridiplantae; Streptophyta; Magnoliopsida; Solanales; Solanaceae
Product: biotin carboxyl carrier protein of acetyl-CoA carboxylase
Exons: 9
Coding region: 226-1092 (288 amino acids)
Source: RefSeq, a predicted model, not a curated record